This is a messenger RNA of Electrophorus electricus (electric eel), 1592 nucleotides long. It is a transcript of the gene fstl1a, whose product is annotated as follistatin-like 1a. The record is from RefSeq and is a predicted model, not a curated record. Gene Ontology annotation, biological process: regulation of BMP signaling pathway; multicellular organism development; cell differentiation. Lineage: Eukaryota; Metazoa; Chordata; Actinopteri; Gymnotiformes; Gymnotidae. Gene Ontology annotation, cellular component: extracellular region. Gene Ontology annotation, molecular function: calcium ion binding; protein binding.
GGACGGCACGAGAACUCGGUCUCCCCGGGUCUUCGCGUCACGAGCGCACGGCGGCGGGGAGAUAAAAUCCCCCGCGAGCUCCUGCCAACGUCCAUACGUGACGUGAACCCCAGAGUCCUCCUCAGCGCGUGCAGCAGCCAGCGGGGUCUGCGUGACAAAGAUGUGGCGAAGCUGCGCGUUACUCGUUUUGCUCGCCGUCGCGAGUUGCCGUGCGGAGGUGAGGAGUAAGAGCAAGGUGUGUGCAAAUGUGUUCUGUGGAGCAGGAAGAGAGUGUGCAGUGGCAGAGAAAGGAGAACCCACUUGCCUGUGUAUGGAGCAAUGUAAACCUCAUAAGCGUUCAGUGUGUGGUAGCAAUGGGAAGACCUACCGUAACCAUUGUGAACUUCACCGCGAUGCCUGCCUGACUGGACUCAAGAUACAGGUGGCUUACAAUGGACCCUGUGAAGAGAGGAGGUCAUACGAGGCCGCGGCCAGCCCAAUUGUGUGUUACCUGGACGACCGCAACGAGCUGCGCAGACGUCUGAUCGAGUGGCUGCAGACCGAGGUCACGCCAAACGGCUGGUUCAUCAAGGGUUCCAACUUCUCCAACGUCCUGCUCAAGUACUUCCAGAGCUACGACAAUGGAGACGGGCAACUGGACUCCACAGAGCUUCUCAGGCUGGUCCAGCACAACGAUACAGCCAUCAAUAUCUCCUCCUCUGCAGACAGGGAGAAUGACCAGCUGCUGAGGAGUCUCUGUGUGGAUGCCCUCAUUGACCUCUCCGAUGAGAAUGCUGACUGGAAGCUGGAUUUUGAUGAGUUCCUCAGCUGCCUCAAGCCUGGCUUUAACCCUCCAGAGAAGAAGUGUGCUCUGGAGGACGAGACGUACGAGGAUGGAGCAGAGACGCAGAUGAACUGCAACCGUUGCGUGUGCGCCUGCGGGAACUGGGUCUGCACCGCCGUCGCCUGCGACGGUUCAGAGAAGCUGUCUGCUCUGGAGGAGGCAGAAGAUGCAGACCGGGAGACGACAGAAGAGGAGUGGACGCGCAGAGUGGCAGAGCUGAACAAACAUCAGGAGACUGUAGAGAAGAUAAAAGGGAGCACCAAAGAGGUUUAAGGAAGGAGGAUGACAGCGCAUGGAUCCAGCUUACUGCUUCUCCUCAGUCUACAGUGGUACUGGAUUCGUACUGACAGUCAUGAUGAGACGUUCUUUCCUCACGUCGUCUUAUAUAUCACUGUGUUAAUCCUUCUCAUUUUAUGUGAGUGUUGUUUGGGUGGAUGGUUUUAAUGUUGAGACUGUGACGGACAUGCUCUCUGUUCACUUUGACAUGGUUUUACGGUUUUAAGUGUGAGCUUCAGAAUGAAUGGGAAGUUAUCAGAACGCGCGGUUGGGCUGACGAACUGGUGGACAUCAAACAUCUCUUGGUGCAGAUACAGGAAACAAAAUCAUAAUACAUGGAAAACAAGAGCAAACCUACAGCCAUUAUCAAGAUAUCGUUGUUCCUAAUCUGAGACGGUCAGUAUGUACAGUGUCAGAUAUGUGUUAAGAUAUUUAUCGGGUCACUCUUUAUGGUAUAUUGCCCUCUUGCAAUAAAACUCACUGACUCUUGUUA